AUGGAAUGGAAAAAUCUCUCCAAAACUCUUCCCAUUGGAUCAAAUUUACUAGCGAGAGGUCUUUCCAAUUUAACAAACUGCAUACACUGUGGAGAACUCGAGGCGGCGAACCACCUUCUCCUCCACUGUGAAUUUUCUCGGCAAGUAUGGAUGCAAGCCCCUUUUAAGUUCAGCAUCGACUCAAGUAUGAUCCUCGAUCUUGUUACAGGGAUAAAAGCUUCAAAAACAUGGAUUUGUGCACCACCGACAGGAGUUUCAUCGGGCCAUCUAUUCCCAUGGAUCUGUUGGGCUAUAUGGGCAGCUAGAAAUCAUUUUCUGUUUGAAAACAGAGUCUUCUCACCGUCGGAUACGAUCACAAAGGCAGUCAGGGAAGCUAUAAAGUGGCAAAUGGCACAGAUGACUGAGAAGCCUUUCUGCCAACAAGACCCUUACAGGAUGGAGGAACCAACCCUGGACUCACGCCAGAUCAUCUGUCAAACAGGUGCGGCAUGA
This is a messenger RNA of Eutrema salsugineum, 492 nucleotides long. RefSeq lists its product as uncharacterized. NCBI's taxonomy places the organism in Eukaryota, Viridiplantae, Streptophyta, Magnoliopsida, Brassicales, Brassicaceae. The record is from RefSeq and is a predicted model, not a curated record. The transcript has a single exon. Bases 1 to 492 code for a protein of 163 amino acids.